AUGGAGUGCAACAGAGAUGAAGCCCUAAGAGCAAAAACAAUUGCUGAGGACAAGUUAGUGAAAAAAGAUUUUGCUGGUGCAAGAAAAUUUGCUUUGAAAGCACAUAAUUUAUUUCCAGGACUUGAGGGCAUUACCCAGUUGUUGACAACACUUGAUGUGUAUAUUUCUGGGGAGAACAAAAUUAAUGGGGAAGUAGACUGGUAUAGAGUACUUGGUGUAAAUCCAUCCUGUGAUGAUCAAACAAUAAGAAAACAAUACAGGAAGUUGGCUCUCCUGCUUCACCCUGAUAAAAAUAAAAUUGUUGGUGCUGAUGGAGCAUUUAAGCUUCUUUCAGAAGCCUGGAGCUUUUUAUCUGAUACAGCCAAGAGGUUUGCUUAUAAUCAAAGGAGGGAUUCUAGAGGAAUCCAACAGAAAGUUCCCAUGCACGCGGGUGGUCCGUCAGCAGCAUCCUUUGGAAAUGGAUAUCAUAAUGUUGCAAGUAGGACAACAUCAGUUCUGAAGACCAAAAACAAUGGGGCAAAGGUGUCCCCUGCAUCUGUUCCUACUCCAUCCCAUCCCAGAACUGAUACUUUCUGGACAAUCUGUCAUCGAUGCAUGAUGCAUUAUGAGUAUCUUAAGAUAUAUCUUAACCAUACUCUUCUUUGUCCCAAUUGUCACAAGGCCUUUUUGGCUUCUGAGGCAGCUUCACCUUUCAACCGAUCCAAUUCUUCCAAUCCUGCUGCUCCCCAGCAGCAUCAAAAUUCAAGUAGUCAUGCACCUAGUUGGAAUGCUUUUGAUACAGGAAGAAAUGGUGCAGCUGCUAAAAAAUCAGGACCAGGACAAGUGGGUCCGAAUUCAUUCAAGCAUGGAAACAUCCAGCAGGAUUCACUAUCUGGAGCAGUUGGUGUUGGUGGCAAGGAUCCUUCUAUUGCAACAAAAGCAGCAAAUGUUUUAAAGCAAGUACAGCAAAAAUUGAAGAGAGCAUAUACUGAAUCACAUACCCCUACUGGUUUGGAGGGAGAUAUUAAAAGAAAAAAACUAGAUAAUGAUGGCUAUCGGUAUGGCAUGAACAAUAAUGUGGGCCAGGAAAACGGUGGUAUUGGAAGAGCAGGUACAUCAGGAUCAAGGAUCUAUCAUUUUCCUGGCACUUACAGUCAGCCAAACAGCACUAGAGAGCUGACACUGCUUGAAACCCGAAAGAUGCUGAUAGAGAAGGCUCAAAAGGAGAUUCUGAAGAAGCUAAAAGAAUGGAAAUCAGGGACUCCGAGCAACACUGUGAAUAGAGAGAGCAAGAAAGCGGAAGAAAGCAAGAGAGAGAAGCAUAAAAGCACCCAUAAUCGGAAAGUUGGGUUGUUGUCCGAGGUAGAAGAGCAGGCAGACAGGCGUCGUGUUAGUUGUUCUGCUGAUAAUGCAGAUAAGAAGGAUAUCAUGUCAGUAUCACUGAAUGUUCCAGAUUCUGACUUUCAUGAUUUUGACAAGGGUAGAAGUGAAAGUUCUUUCGAAGAUAACGAAGUUUGGGCUGCUUAUGAUGAUGAUGAUAGUAUGCCGCGUUUUUAUGCCCUAAUUAACAAGGUGAUAUCUAGAAACCCAUUUAAGGUGAGGAUCAGUUGGCUAAACUCAAAAACUAACAGCGAAUUUGGUCCCAUAGACUGGGUAGGAUCGGGCUUCUACAAAACCUGUGGGGAAUUUAGAGUUGGCAGAUAUGAAAUAUGCACUUCUAUUAAUUCUUUUUCUCAGAAGGUUCUCUGGUCAAAAGGCCCACGAGGGACUAUUCAAAUAUUUCCGAAAAAGAGUGAUGUUUGGGCACUCUAUAAAAAUUGGUCUUCUGAUUGGAACGAACAUACUCCUGAUGAAGUUAUACACAGUUAUGACAUGGUGAUGGUGCUUGAUGAUUAUGAAGAACAGGGUGUGCCUGUUGCUCCUCUUAUGAAGGUGAUUGGUUUUAUGACAGUAUUUCGUCCAAAUUUGGAGCCAGAAAUGGUCAAGAGAAUCCCCAAAGAAGAGAUGUUCCGAUUUUCUCAUCAGGUCCCCUAUCACUUGCUUACUGGUCAAGAAGGUCAAAAUGCGCCAAGAGGUUGCUUGGAACUGGAUCCAGCAGCUACCCCAUUGGAACUUCUUCAGGUGAUAACAGUCUCUCAAGAGGAGCCGAUCAUACCAAAUGGAGGAGUUAUUAAGGAAGAGGUAUUGCCGAGUGUUUCUGUUACCAGGGUGGAUGAGAUUGAUGAUGGGUUAGUGACACAUGAAUGGUCUAAAGUCGAGGAAGGUAAGAAAAUUUACUUGCCAAGUUAG
Fraxinus pennsylvanica is the source of this 2268-nucleotide messenger RNA. NCBI's taxonomy places the organism in Eukaryota, Viridiplantae, Streptophyta, Magnoliopsida, Lamiales, Oleaceae. The record is from the annotation of a GenBank genome assembly.